Messenger RNA from Pieris napi, 2525 nucleotides. RefSeq lists its product as uncharacterized. Lineage: Eukaryota; Metazoa; Arthropoda; Insecta; Lepidoptera; Pieridae. The record is from RefSeq and is a predicted model, not a curated record. The transcript is spliced from 5 exons. Bases 132 to 608 code for a protein of 158 amino acids.
UACGAUGGCUCUUCCCUAGUUCCCUUAAUAAACUUGUGACGGACAAACAUGUCUUCUGUAGUCUAAAGAAUUAAUAAAUCUAUUAUUAAGCAAACAAAUAUCUUUGUGUUGUGAAGUGAACAAGUGUUAAUAUGGCGAGGAUGGAGCUUCCGGUCGUAGAAAAGUUUUGUUUCAUUUUCCAAUUGAAAACUGGAUGUAUGGCUAUAGGAGUUAUUAGCUCGCUGGUAACGUUCGUCCAAGCGGUGAUACUGAUAACAUUUGCUGUGGACAUCAAAGAAGCGUCAGAAUCUAAGCGGGAUGAGAAUGAUAGUAUGUCAUCCGUCGUGUAUACUAUCGUUAUUCUGCUGGUUAUUCUGCUCUUCAUCAAGUUUCUGCUGGAUCUGCUAUUCGUAUAUGCAGUACAUAAGGAAAAGUGUAAUAUAAUCAAAAAGUACUACAUCUUCUGGAUCGUGUUCUUGGUGCUGUUCAUCAUAAGCUUCCUGAAGACCUUGUUCCAUAUGGGUGCUGGACACGUCAUCACGCAACUUUUCUUUUUGGCCGUAAAUUUGUACUUCCUCGUAAUUAUUCGGAGUUACUGUCUGUCUAUCAACGAGGAUGGCGGUCAUUAAAUUAUCAUACAAGAAAUAUGAAGAAAGAGGUUUUUUUCAGGUAUUUUAUUACAUACUUAAAAAAUUGUUUACACACCAAUACAUAUAAUGUAAUACAGCAAAAUGAGGUUACAAUUUUUUAAAGGAAAUUUUACAUUAGACCUUAUAGUAUAGUACAUAUAUCCUUAUUUUAUGCGUUUUACCUUUGAUGUGGUGUGGCAAAUAAAAUUUGUAUGAAAAAUUAUAUCGAAAUAUUGGAUGAAAAUUUAUACAGAAAUGAAUAAGUGAAUAUUAUUUACAAUAUUAUAUGAACCUUAUUUAGGAUAUUUUAGUAGUUUAAGUUAGAAUUAAACAUAUCAUUUUAAAUACUGUCAACUAUAGCUUUUAUCACGUGAAAUUUAUCAACUUAAGUUCUUUUAACUUUCUCUAAUUAAUCGAUAAAUUUGAUAACUAUAUAUCAAUAUCUCAUCUUUUUAAUAUGUAGAUUUUCCUAGAUUGUGAUAUUGUGUUGUGUAAUCCAAGUUCCUAAUCACACAUUCGAACGACUUGUAAUAUCUUCGCUAAAAAAUGAAACUCUUCUAUAAUUUGCAAGAACCACAAUUACAUUGACAUAUUUUAAACGAACAAUUGAACAUUUAUAAAUUAUAUAUAACAGAUAAUGUUCAUGCGAAUUUCUCGAAACAUGAUUAAUUAAUCAGACUUCAUGUUAUGUAGGUAUAAUAGUGUUAUCGAUUGAUAUCAUUAAUCCACCAUUGAGCGACAUAUAAUCAUUUUGAUAUAUUAUUGUAUUGACUCCGACUUCUAUGCCGUGAAUUGUCUUACGAGCUGCCUUGCGAUUCUGUAACUCACUUUUCGAACUCACACAGCGGUUUUCGCAUCGGCGGUCGCUCUCAAAUCAGUCGUGAAGCAGUCAUUUUAUGAUUUGGCAUUCUGAUAAGAUGGGAGCUUGUAGUUUAUUGUAUAUCGCAAGGCUGAUUCAAAAUUAUUGAACCUAAUUAUCUAAUCGUUAUUAUAAUGCUGUUGUCUUUGGACUUCUGCUAAAUGGGCAGGGGCAGUACCACUGUCUGUCAGAAAACUGGCGUGAAGUGAUGCAAUAGGUUCGUCUUAUUUAAGUCGCGUUUCGAGCGGUGAGAGAUUCCCGGAGCCCAUCACAAGUUACCAGGCAACGCGGCAGGUAUAUCUUAACAUCAGGUGAAUGGUGGUGGUGCCUUUAGGCAAACGGGCGGAAGGCACUAUUAUAUAAAAUAAAAUAGACAUUACAUAGACAAACUUUAUAACGAAUCCAAUUGUAUCAAAAUAAUCUAUAAAUUGCAACAGGGUCUCAUCUGUCUUAUUCAUUACUUUGUCAAAGUAAUGAAAGAACAAAGUCCAAAUUCCAAAAUAUUGAAUAGCUUUUUGAAUCGUUCUUUUUGGAUAAGGGUUGUUUAUUUAUAACAUUUUAUUCCAAUAUAUCAUUAGUAUUAGAGGCCUUUAUUUUUAACACUUGAUUUACAUAUCCAUACAAAUAUUUACUAACAUAUCAGAACGACAAAAUUUAAAAAAUUAACUUGAGCUUCAAAUGUAUAACCAUCGAAGAUUUCGAAAAUGAUUUAAUUUUUAAUAUGUAAUCGAAGUAAUUAGAAGUAAAUGUAUAGAAAACUUUGAUAAUUAGUAUUUGCAUAGAUGGGUCCACGAUUGUUAUGAAAGAGCACAGGGAAUUCAUUAAAAAAAAAAUAUCGCCGAAACAUAACUAAUUUGAGUAAAUUAAUGUGGCUAAAUAAACCUAUAAAGUCUAUAGAUGUUGUUAAGGCACGAUUCCACCAGUGCAGUGUGCUGAACUGUGCGGCACAGUAUUGCACAGUGUACGGCACAAAUGUUUGUUUUGGUCGACUUACUCAAGCGAACAACACAUUGUGCGCGUACAACUGUGCGCUUGUGUGCGCGCACACGGUGCAAGUA